Molecule: messenger RNA, 884 nt
Organism: Brassica oleracea var. oleracea
Lineage: Eukaryota; Viridiplantae; Streptophyta; Magnoliopsida; Brassicales; Brassicaceae
Product: mediator of RNA polymerase II transcription subunit 20a
Exons: 3
Coding region: 111-773 (220 amino acids)
Biological process (GO): regulation of transcription by RNA polymerase II
Cellular component (GO): mediator complex
Molecular function (GO): transcription coactivator activity
Source: RefSeq, a predicted model, not a curated record
GUCCGGUUUUCUGAUUUUGCUUGUUCUUUGUAACAAACAUUGGACAGUUUCUUCGUGGCUGGUGAGUGCGAAUCGCUGUAGCUCCUCCGCCGCCGCGUCAAAGAAGAAUAAUGCCUGUGAAAUGGGUUUUGUAUUGGCAACCAAACCAAGGAUCGACAGUAAGCACCCAGAUCCUCAACGAGGCCGCCCAGUGCGCGGAGAGCAUCAACGGCGUCAAAGAAGGCAGGUGGAAAGCCACUCUCAACUACUACAAACCCAUGCUGCGAGACCAGUCCAACCACCCCGACCUCCCCCGCGAUUUCCUAGGGAUCUCGCUCGCGGACCAGCCCAGCAAGUACUACUUCAUCAUCAGGUCCCAGAGGAUCGUCGUGGAGGCCGACGCCACCAUUCAGCUCAUCAUGGAGAAGCUCCAGUCCUACAAAUCCAAAGUCUCCCUCUACUUCGACGGGUUUCAGUAUCAGCUCGGUGAUUUUCGGUUGAGGGUUGGGAGGGUCGUUCCUGUUCACUCCGAGAGUAUCAGAGGCAUUGUUAUGGAGGUGGAGUAUCUUCCUAUUUCAUCCAUGGAGAAGGCCAGAAAAGUGAUGGAGGAGUUUGUAGAGAUAUGGCAUGAAGCUCUGUCUAAAAGGUCCUUGUCAGGGAAGUUUGUGAACUCAGAGCUCAACUUUGGGGAGUUUGGACUUGCGGAUACCUACACUCCACAGCACACUGGUGUUCAGUACGCUAUCGUCAUGGCUCACAUGAUUGCAACGGUUCAACCUGUAGUGAGAGGCUAAAACUAUAUUACAGCUUCCCGUUGUGAUGAUGCUAGUGUGUUUCAUUGUUCAGUUUUAUGAUAUAACAUUGAGAAUAUGUAUUGUUUAGAAGAGUUUAGAACUCAUUAUCCA